CUAUUAGAAUAGGCAAUUUGAUUAGUAAAGUUGUUGUAAAAACAUAGGUAUAUAUAUUCUGCACAUUAAAAUUUUUAUGCCAUAACCUCACGGCUAUACACAAAUAUACAUAAGGCACGAAAUACAUCCUGUCUUUAAUCUGCCCUAAGCCGUUGAAGUGCCCUAAACCACUGGGGAUCAAACCUGACGGGACAUACAAGUGUAAUCCCUAUCCUGCCCUCUUCAACAAGCACUGAUCUUGAGUUUCUCUAUUAAAUGUGUUUGCUGAGAAGGUAUGUGAAACCGCAACAAACACUAUGUAUAUCUUAUACUUGUUUACUCUUUGUCAGCAUGGAAAGGCUUUGAGACAUGCUUUGUAACUGAAUUGUGGAAAGUCUGGACUUCUGUGGUACAGAUAUUCAGAUAUCUCUCUACUUGAUGUGGAGACAGCUACGGCUUCUUCGUCUGGCCUGUUGGCGUGACGAGGGUUACUUGGUGAGAAGAAGAUAUGGAAAUGAAGACAAGAAUGACAAUACAGAGGAUGGAUCAAAGGAUAUCAUAUUCUAUCAGCCCAUGGGAUCAGAGCGGAUGGAGAUGCGAAAGAGGCAGAUGUCGGUGCAGCAGGAGUCGGUGGCGGAGACCACAGCACCGGCGCAGAACGAGCAUCCCGGCCAGGGGAACCGCGGUUCUAACGCCUGCUGCUUCUGCUGGUGCUGCUGCUGUAGCUGCUCUUGUCUCACUGUUAGGAAUGACGACAGAGAAGAGAGGAACCGGAGAGCAUCGUAUGAUCUUAAAACAGAGGGGAAUGCAGACUUGGAUGAGAGUCCAAAACCCACUGCGGAGGAGGCAUGCUCAUGGGGGCAAUCCUUCGACAAACUGAUGCACUGCCCUGCUGGAAGAAGUGCUUUCCGGCAGUUCCUGCGCACUGAGUUCAGUGAGGAAAACAUGCUCUUUUGGUUGGCUUGUGAGGAAUUCACUAAGGAAACCAAUAAGAGCCUCAUCGAGGAAAAGGCUCGGGUUAUAUACGAAGAUUACAUCUCUAUUCUCUCACCCAAAGAGGUGAGCCUCGACUCUAGAGUUCGGGAGGUUAUAAAUAGGAACAUGCUGGAGCCAACAUCGCACACGUUCGAUGACGCCCAGCUUCAGAUAUACACGCUAAUGCAAAGAGACUCAUAUCCUCGAUUCAUGAACUCCCAAUUCUACAAAAACCUGCUUAACACAGUGUCCGAGCAGCCGCAGGAAUCUUAGACGGCUGUGAUCCUGGUCGAAUACCCCCUCCCUUAUUUUUAGUUUGUUACCUUUCCUUGCGUAGAAUAUAUUUCAAAGGGCCCGAUAUGGGUCCUCCCAGGGAUUUUACUGCUACAGAGAUCUGUACCUGAAAAAGACACUCAGGUCUCCAGGUCACUGGAUUUAAAAGAAAAAAAUAUCUCAAAUCUCCUGAGGGCUCAACACCACAAGUACUGCUACAGAUCAGCAUAGCCAGACGCUCCAAAGGAUUAUCAGUGUCAAGUUUUGAUGUUUUUGAGAAAACAUGAUCUAUUUUAUUUGUGUUAUAGGUUUUUUUAUUUCAUUUUUGUAUAAAUGUUCGAAGGAAGAUGUGAUACCAAUUGUGGGCUAUACACAGUAUAUACAAUAGAUAUAUUUAUGAAUUUCUAUUACAUUUCAACUUUUCUUUAUUCAUGUUACAAUACUUAAAGAAAAGGGAAUUAUGGGUAACAAGUAUUGCCCGUUUCUGAAUAGUGCGUAUGAGAAUCAAAGCUCGAGUCAAGGCAACACUUCAGCUCAACACACAGGAGAGCCUGUGAUACACAGUAUUGUUUCAGAACUCUGUUAGAAUGACUUGGCAUCUCCAAUAGGAAAUUACAAUUUUGCUCUGUCAGUAUUAUGAACAGAGACUCAAAUAAUGGAUUCAAAUAAACCUUGGGAGAUAAAAUAUAAAGACAUAACACAAAAAUGCUGUGUUGACUGGGUCAAAAAGGUACAAAUAAACCAGAAAAUAUUUGUAUUUGACCCAACAAUGUGCUAAACCACCCAACACAGGUUAAAUUACAACCCAAUAUUGGGAGAGAUAAGUGAAAGUAUACUUAAAAAAAUGCUGGAUUUUUUCAACCAGGCGUUGGAUCAAAAAGGGACGAACCCAGCCCACUGGGUUGUCAUUAAAAGGAAAACACCACCGUUUUCAAUAUUUUACCAUGUUCUUACCUCAACUUAGACAAAUGAAUACAUACAUUAAGUGUACGCAUUGAUCUUUUUCAAUGCACACAAUCUUUGUACAGCGUAUCCUGAAUGUGUUAGCAUUUAGCCUAGCCCCAUUCAUUCUUUAGGAUGAAUGGGGCUAGGCUAAAUGCUAACACAUUUAAAGACUGUUACAUGAGUA
Messenger RNA from Misgurnus anguillicaudatus (oriental weatherfish), 2356 nucleotides. Lineage: Eukaryota; Metazoa; Chordata; Actinopteri; Cypriniformes; Cobitidae. The record is from RefSeq and is a predicted model, not a curated record.